AUGAACAACUUAAUACGAGUAAUACCUUUAGCUCAAGGUCUAAGAAGAGCAAAUCACCAAAGUGCGGCAAGAUGCCUUUCGACGUAUCUUGCCAACUCAGCAUCCCAUAGGUUACACCGAGCACGAUUACAAACAGCACCAACGGCAAAUCCAAUUUUGAAACAAUAUCGAUCCGUGUCCAACUCAACGAUAUCGUUGUUACAGUCACAAGAACAGAUGGCAAACAGUGAUUUAAAUAAUGCUAAUGCUCAAUAUGAGUUUUACAAGUCACUUUUAGCUAAUAAUUACCCACACAUUGUCGUUCAAAGAUAUGAAACACCGGGAAUCGCAGCGUCACCCGAGUGUACUCAGUUGUAUAUAGAAGCAUUGAACAAGACAGGAAAAAAGGCAAGAGCAGACCAAGUGGUAAAUGCCUUGCAUCAAAAUAAUUACCAAAGUUCGGGUAACGCUGCCCCUGUUAGUGGAUUACCCCAAGGGUUUGGUUCGAGGUAUGAGCCGGUGCAUGUUGUUGUUAGCGAGUCCUUAUUGACAAUUUUAUCCAAAUGGCUCAAGUGGUUAAUUCCAAUAGCGUUGAUCACUUACGGUGCAACAAACGCAUUUAACUAUUUGGUUGAGAAUGGUACUAUAUUUAAAAACGCCGAGGUGAAUGACAAAUCAGUUGAUGUUAGUCAAAGCACAGCUAGGUUUUCUGACGUGCAAGGCUGUGAUGAAGCUAGGGCAGAAUUGGAGGAAAUUGUCGACUUUUUAAAAGACCCAUCGAAAUUCACUGGCUUGGGUGGGAAAUUACCCAAGGGUGUUUUGUUGACUGGUCCUCCGGGAACUGGUAAAACCUUGUUAGCCAGAGCUACUGCUGGAGAGGCUGGAGUGCCAUUCUUUUUCAUGUCUGGUUCCGAAUUUGACGAGUUGUAUGUUGGUGUGGGUGCCAAGAGGAUUCGAGAGUUAUUUGGCCAGGCUAAGGAAAAAUCGCCCGCGAUUAUAUUCAUUGAUGAGUUGGAUGCUAUUGGAGGCAAAAGAAAUCCAAAAGAUCAAGCAUAUGCCAAGCAAACUUUGAAUCAAUUAUUGGUUGAAUUGGAUGGUUUUAGUCAAACUGAGGGAAUUAUUAUUAUUGGUGCAACCAAUUUCCCUGAAUCGUUGGACAAAGCGUUGACUAGACCAGGAAGAUUUGAUAAGGAGGUUAUUGUUGACUUGCCAGAUGUUAGAGGCCGUGUUGAUAUCUUGAAACAUCACAUGCAUAAUGUUGAAACCGCUGAUAACGUUGAUCCAUCAAUCAUUGCUAGAGGUACACCUGGACUUAGUGGUGCUGAUCUCAUGAAUUUGGUGAAUCAAGCCGCAGUUCAUGCAUCGCAAUUGUCAGCCCCGGCCGUCGAUAUGUCACAUUUCGAGUGGGCUAAAGAUAAGAUCUUGAUGGGUGCAGCUAAAAAGAAGAUGGUUAUUACAGAAGAGUCUAGAAUCAACACGGCAUACCAUGAAGCAGGACAUGCCAUCAUGGCUAUGUACUCAGCAGGUGCUACUCCCUUGUACAAAGCAACGAUAUUACCUAGAGGUAGGGCAUUGGGUAUUACAUUCCAAUUACCUGAGAUGGAUAAAGUUGACAUGAGUAAAAAAGAGUGCUUUGCCAGGUUGGAUGUUUGUAUGGGUGGAAAGAUUGCCGAAGAAAUGAUUAAUGGUAAGGAAAAUGUUACAUCUGGCUGCUCAUCCGAUUUGAGUAAUGCCACUGGCGUUGCAAGAGCUAUGGUGUUGUCGUACGGUAUGAGUGACAAGAUUGGUCCCGUGAAAUUGAGUGACGAUUGGGAAAGUUGGUCGCCACAAAUUAAGAAUCUCGCCGAUAAUGAAGUACGCGAAUAUCUCGUUGAAUCAGAAGCAAGAACUCGUCAAUUGUUGAGAGAUAAGAAAUUAGAGUUGCAGCGAUUGGCGGAAGGCUUAUUAGAGUAUGAAACAUUAACCAAGGAUGAAAUGGACAAGAUUGUUCGUGGUGAAGCCAUCAACAAGGAGAAAACUGUAAGUAACACUGUGAUCAAAACGCCAUCUUCAAGUCCAGAUAAGAUUGGAGAAGGGUUAAGUUUAAAGCUGAAAUGA
Molecule: messenger RNA, 2076 nt
Organism: Lodderomyces margitis
Lineage: Eukaryota; Fungi; Ascomycota; Pichiomycetes; Serinales; Debaryomycetaceae
Gene: YME1
Product: i-AAA protease
Exons: 1
Coding region: 1-2076 (691 amino acids)
Biological process (GO): mitochondrion organization; protein quality control for misfolded or incompletely synthesized proteins
Cellular component (GO): mitochondrial inner membrane
Molecular function (GO): metalloendopeptidase activity; ATP hydrolysis activity; ATP binding
Source: RefSeq, a predicted model, not a curated record